ACAUGUUUUUGAGAUGUCGUAAAUUUUGACCCAUUACAAUACUUUCCCCUUUCACACUAUAUGUGUGCGGAAAAGUAAAAGAAUACGAAGUAUAUGCAGCGUUGCAUGCAGUGGAUGAGCCAUCAGUUGAAUUGUACGGCAUUCCAAAUGUGUAUCAUUAUGGUACUUGGGGUGAUGCUUAUAUCAUGAUGGGCAUUACAUUACUCGACCAGGACUUCGAUCAGGAUUAUUACUUUGGUCAGCUAAAUACAGUCGAUAAUCUGAUUCUGUGCAAAGAAUUCGUGCGAAUAUCAAAAUACAUACACAGCUAUGGCAUUCAGCACAAGGACAUCGCAAGUCGUAAUAUAAUGUUCCGUAGAAACAAUGGCUUCAUCAUUGAUUUUAAUCGGGCUGAAAAGAUGUACAACAAACCAAAAAUAGACUCCUCAGCCAGACAGGCUGGUAUACAAUUCGCAAAAAAUGAUUGGAUAUCUUUCCUUCAGUUCAUGGAAAAUCGAAACGAAAGAAAUGAUAAUUUAUCGAGAGUUCUUGCGGAAAUGAGAAAUCAUAUCUAUGAUGAAUCGAAAGUAAACGAAAUUAUUUUCGGUGUGAAUUUAAUUGCAAUAGAGUAAACGAACUAUCGAUUCAUUUUUAUAGAUAAAAAAUCAUCUUAUGAUCAAAUAUACGAAAUGAUUGAAAAAGAAAUGAAUGCAUAUGGAAUGGGACAACCAACCCUGUGCCAUUGGUUAUACGGAACAGAAAAUGAAGCUGUAGCAAGACGGGAAUUUAAGGUGAAUCUAACAGUGCCCAUUUCAUCUAUAGCAAAUCCUUUUAAAUUAACUAGGAUUCAAUAUUCAGAAGUGGAUUUCAAGCACUUUAAUAAAAAGAUUUCACAGCUGAAAAAACAAGGACUUUUGCCAUCCAGAUCAAGAUUAUGAUCGGAUGAAAAAAAAAUGAAUUAAAAUUUAUGA
Molecule: messenger RNA, 950 nt
Organism: Contarinia nasturtii (swede midge)
Lineage: Eukaryota; Metazoa; Arthropoda; Insecta; Diptera; Cecidomyiidae
Exons: 5
Coding region: 186-611 (141 amino acids)
Biological process (GO): protein phosphorylation
Molecular function (GO): protein kinase activity; ATP binding
Source: RefSeq, a predicted model, not a curated record